AAAUAGAUUUUUGUUCUGCUGAAUCUGCUUGGCUGGUUCACGAACCAAUAGAGUUAAUAUUGGCAACAAACCUUUUGUUUUGUUGCCCAAGGUCAGCUUCGAUUGCAAUGGCAACCACUGCCGUGGGUCCGACUUCUUUAGUUUUACGAUAUUUCUCUGGUCCCUCUUGUUUUUGUUCAGCUAAACAUCAAUCCUUGAAUUCUUAAACUUAAAUCUUGAUUUCUACUAUAUUCUUUUCACAAACAACAGUUUGGAAACUGGGGUUUCUUGAAUUAUCUUCAUGGGCACCUUGAAAAAAAGAAAAAUUGUUCAAGUUUGAUUAAUACAGGAUAUUUUAGAUCAAAUUAGCACUUUAAAGUCUAGGUUUCAAGAGAGUAGUGAUAGAGCUUAACUUUGCUUUUCCUUGUAGCAAAAAAUAAAAUAAAAAGAUUUCACUGGGGUAUGUAAUUGAAAACUUAUUGGAUGGGAUUGGGUGGUCUAGGCUUGUCUGAAUGAAAAUUCUCAGCGAUGAAACAAAAAGGAAAUAAUAAUAAAAUCUCAAAAGGAGAGCAAACAAAAAAAGAUGAAAGAUAAAGUAGAGAAUAAAACCAAACCAACUAGGCAUUCAGCAAUUAGCUGUCAGUAGGGUUUUCCACAUUCUUACAUGUUAACCUUUAAUAGUUCAAUAAUAGCAACCUCAGCAACAUGCCAUGCCUUAAUUCGGUGGAAGACGGCUUCUCAAAUCUCAAAUGGUCACUUAAGAUUUAGAGGUCAAGAUUCAAAUCCUACUUGUAAGGCAUGUUAUAAUAUUUGUUGAUUUGUAAAUUGUAACCAGAAAACUAAAUUCCCUUGCCAAAAACUAACAUCUCGUGGGAUUCAAGCCCUACAAGCGUGAGGUUGACUAAUCAAUGAAAGUAAGGCAUUCUUGUGAUGUGAACUAUCAUUUCGACAUGGGGUUUCUUUGUAGAUUUUCCUGAGAGUUCUGCUAAAUGGUUUGUGCAACUACGUGUUCAUAGUGUUGGAUCGUUCACUUUUUCGUAGUUGUUAGUGCUACCAUGUAAGCAUGUUUUGUCAACAAGAAAAGGGAUUGGUGAACUACACUGACUCGAGGGCUUAGCUUGCGAAAUCAUCAAGAAACCUGUUCGUGCCAGCCUCAGACAGGGAGGAGAAGCUUUCUCAUUGAUUGGAGAAAGUAAUUACUGCUUAAAUGGCUAAAGUUUGUUGGCCAUACUUUGAUCCUGAGUAUGAGAACUUGAGCACUAGGAUUAAUCCUCCAAGGGUAUCUGUGGACAACACUAGUUGCAGUGACAGUACCCUUAUUAAGGUUGACAGCAUGAACAAACCAGGAAUUCUCCUGGAAGUUGUGCAAAUCCUAACCGAUCUUGACCUCAUUAUCACCAAAGCUUAUAUCUCCUCAGAUGGUGGUUGGUUCAUGGACGUAUUUCAUGUCACUGACCAACAAGGAAAGAAGAUUACGGAUCUUAAAACCAUUGACUACAUAGAGAAGGCUCUAGGACCUAAGGGCCAAGAACAAGUGACUACUUGGUCAGGCAAACCGGUUGGAGUGCACUCUGUUGGUGAUCACACUGCCAUCGAACUCACUGGCAGGGAUCGCCCUGGUCUCUUAUCUGAAAUCUCAGCUGUCCUUGCCAACCUUCACUUCAAUGUGGUUGCUGCUGAAGUUUGGACCCACAAUAGGCGGAUAGCAUGUGUUGUCUAUGUCAAUGAUGACACCACAUCCCGUGCUGUAGAUGACCCUACUAGAUUGUCUGCAAUGGAGGACCAGCUCAAGAACAUUCUACGUGGGUGUGAUGAUGAUGAGAAGGAGGGUCGUACUAGUUUCUCCAUGGGGUUCACUCAUGUUGACCGGAGGCUGCACCAAAUGUUGUUUGCUGAUAGGGAUUAUGAAGGUGGAAUAGUGGCAACUGAGAUUCAUGAUCCUCCUUCCUUCAAGCCAAAGAUCACAGUUGAGCAUUGUGAGGAAAAAGGAUACUCCGUGGUCACUGUUAGAUGCAAAGACCGUGCCAAGUUAAUGUUUGACAUAGUGUGCACUCUCACAGAUAUGCAAUAUGUAGUUUUUCAUGCUACAAUCUCAUCUGAUGCCCCCCAUGCAUCACAGGAGUACUAUAUUCGUCAUAUGGAUGGUUGCGUGCUUGAUACUGAAGGGGAGAAGGACAGGGUUAUCAAAUGCCUUGAAGCUGCGAUUAGAAGAAGAGUGAGCGAGGGUUUGAGCCUUGAGCUCUGUGCGAAGGAUAGAGUAGGCUUGCUUUCUGAAGUUACAAGAAUUCUGCGAGAGAAUGGAUUAUCCGUUUCAAGAGCAGGUGUCAUGACAAUAGGAGAGCAGGCAAUGAAUGUUUUCUAUGUGAGAGAUGCUUCUGGGAACCCAGUGGAUAUGAAGAUUAUUGAAGCCCUUCGUAGAGAAAUCGGGCACACCAUGAUGCUUAAUGUGAAGAAACCACCGGUUAGUUCCAGAGAACCUGAAGCUAGAGGAUGGGCCAAAACAAGUUUCUUCUUUGGGAACUUGCUGGAAAGGUUCUUGGCAUGAGAACAUUUCUCUAUUGCAGUGACAGAAACAAUGAACUGUACAGGACAAUAAACCUGUUCAGUACAAAGUAUGGACAGGGCUUGAAAUAUACUUUUUGUCCAAGGAAUAAAUCUUGCAAGUUCAUGAAGUUUGAACUUAUGAACACUA
This is a messenger RNA of Populus nigra (black poplar), 2671 nucleotides long. Its product is annotated as ACT domain-containing protein ACR3. The transcript is spliced from 8 exons. Lineage: Eukaryota; Viridiplantae; Streptophyta; Magnoliopsida; Malpighiales; Salicaceae. The record is from RefSeq and is a predicted model, not a curated record. The coding region runs from base 1187 to 2524 and encodes 445 amino acids.